This is a messenger RNA of Cryptomeria japonica (Japanese cedar), 2013 nucleotides long. RefSeq names its product RNA pseudouridine synthase 1. Bases 169 to 1533 code for a protein of 454 amino acids. The record is from RefSeq and is a predicted model, not a curated record. Gene Ontology annotation, biological process: pseudouridine synthesis. Gene Ontology annotation, molecular function: RNA binding; pseudouridine synthase activity. NCBI's taxonomy places the organism in Eukaryota, Viridiplantae, Streptophyta, Pinopsida, Cupressales, Cupressaceae. The transcript is spliced from 2 exons.
GAAUUCGUUCAUAGCCUUUCAACUUAACUAACAAACAAUUUACUGAAGGCCAACGCAUUCAACGAAGGGCUCGGUCUGCUAAACGAUUUCCCUGUGCAAAACAAAAUUACCCUAUAUCUUCAUUUUUCUUUUUUCAUUUUUCAACUCUAAACCAGUAUUUUUUCCUAGAUGUUCAGGCUCUCAAUUCCUGUUACCAAUUAUCCUCUUCUUCAGCAUUGCUUUCCGCAUAAAACACCCACACUCCUUCCACAAUUGUUAGCUUUAAAGCCAUUUUCUACCAAGAAAUUUGGUGCUUUUGAAGAAUGCAACAAAAACCUAACUGCUGCAAAUCCCCCAAAACUAGUUUAUUUCAAGAUAAAUAGUAUUAGGGAAGAGUCGAACAAAAACCCAACUGCUACAAAUCCCUCAAAUCAGUUUUCUGCCAAUAUAUAUGGUAGUAUGGGGGAAUCAAGCCAAAAUCAAACUGAUAGAAAUCCUCAAUUAAGCACAGAAACGGAUUUUCCAAAACCUAUAACAGCUCCUCCUCCUAAGCAUUCUAAACAAAUCGAAUUUGAUCGAGCAAUGUGUGCGGAAGCAGCUGUUAAAGCAGGGCCCGCUCUAACCAAAAAUGAAAUCAUUUACGAGGAUGACUGGCUGAUUGCUGUCAAUAAACCCUCAGGUGUAUACUGUGAGCAUGUUUUGUCGUCAAUUCCAGAUUUAUUGGUUUCUUCUCCACGCUACACAGAUACUUCAGGUGCUAAGAAUGAUGCUAUUUCUCUGGAAUUGCAUCUUGCCAACCGGCUUGAUCGGGAUACAAGUGGAGUAAUGGUUAUCACUAAGCGGCACAGAAUAGCAGGGAAGCUUGUGCAGGCGUUCACUGAUCGGAAAGUUAGGAAAACUUAUCUUGCCCUGUGCAUUGGACCUGCUCCAAAAUGGAGUGAAGUCUACAUUGAAUCUGGUCAUGGAAGAUCAAAGUUUGGUGCAUGGCGUGUGUAUUCUAGGAAAGAUGUUGGAAGGGUACUUCCAGAAGGUUGCGUUGUUCGAGAAAUGGCCACUCGCCUAAGAGUCUUAUCUGUAAAUGGAAACCAUAAAUUGCAACAUAUCGGUCAUGAAGAGUCACAAAAUUGUUUCAAUCAAUUUGCUUUUGACUCGACAGAAGGCCAGUUUAUUACAUUUGAAGGUGAUGAGUCAGCAGAUAGUGUGGAAAAUUUGGUUGUCUCAGAACAAAAUUCUGAGAACGUUGGACAGGUCUGUGAUUUUGUAAACUCACCAGAUAUUCUGAAAAGUGAUGAAGUGCUUGUACGGGCUUAUCCUCAAAGUGGAAGGACACAUCAGAUCCGACUGCAUUGCCAGUACUUGGGAUUGCCUAUUAGAGGGGAUGUAAAAUAUGAAGGACCCCAUGUCUGGAAGGGUAUAACUUAUGCCAGUCAUGCCUUGCAUGCAGAGUCUCUUUGUUUUGAGCAUCCAGUCACUCAGACAAUGGUUAAAUUGUAUGCUCCUCUUCCUCAAUGGGCGGUUGAAGCAUAUGGAUGCUCUUCUCUUAAGGGUAUUUGAUACUAAACCUAGCAUACGCAAGGUACCCCCCCUUUUCAAUAUAUUAGUUGUUUUCCUUGAUGUUUUUCUCCUUUCUUCUUUGGUUGAAAGAAAGGAGAAAAUUGUGGAAAAUUACUAUGAUUUGUUUCUUUUCUCGCUGUCUGAUUCUAGAUACACAACAACAGUGAAGAUGAUACGAUAAGCAAAUAUACGGUGCUUCUUAUUGCCUGAUGCAUCAUAAAUGCCUAGUUUAGAAACUAAAGAAGUAGACUUUUUGGUUGAGAACAAAAUUCUGGUAACAUUGAACAGGUCUGUGAUGAUAUAAAUACACCAGAUAUUAUGAAGAACAAUUAUGUGCUAGUAUAGGCUUAUCCUCAUAGUUGGGUUUGCCUAAUAGAAGGGAUGUGAAAUGUGAAAUGUGAAAUGUGAAGGACUCCAUGUCUAGAAGGGUAUAGCUUAUGUCAAUCACGCCUUGUAUGCAAUAUAUAUUUGUUUUGAGCA